Patiria miniata (bat star) is the source of this 4449-nucleotide messenger RNA. Its product is annotated as solute carrier organic anion transporter family member 4A1-like. Gene Ontology annotation, molecular function: protein binding. The record is from RefSeq and is a predicted model, not a curated record. The transcript is spliced from 12 exons. NCBI's taxonomy places the organism in Eukaryota, Metazoa, Echinodermata, Asteroidea, Valvatida, Asterinidae. Gene Ontology annotation, biological process: sodium-independent organic anion transport; transmembrane transport. The coding region runs from base 591 to 2816 and encodes 741 amino acids. Gene Ontology annotation, cellular component: membrane.
GGGAUAUAGGACACAAAAAUGCUGAAAAUCGACGAGAACCCUUGAAAAAUAAAUUUAAUAUGAUUUAAAGAAAUACAGUGUACUAAUGGCUCGAAAAUUCAAUCCAAAUAAAUGUGGACGUGUGACAAGCGAUGUGCUUGCUUUGCGCGUUAAGUUAAUGCUCAACAGAGGGCGCUUUCCAUUUGGCGCGUAAUCAAUAAAUCAAAACACGAUCGAUCGUAUGAUGAGGCGUGACGUGCAGUACGAUGCGAGGUAUACGUCCUAAGCCUAUUUAGCAGCAUGAUUAACAGAUUAGCCAGAAAACCAUACUCUACGUGCGUGCGAGGGCAGUAGCGUACAGCAACCAGGAACUGGAAGGAGAAAGUCAUUGUUGAGUGAUGCACACAAGGCAUCUCCGUUGAUGAACGUUUGUGAUCGGACAGCUGCGGAGCUUAUCACACAAACUGUGAAUUCUUGUGACGAGGUAUACAUGUGUUUUCGCUUUGUCGGACAGGAGUUGCCUGUAAUCAACUUCUAGAUUUUCAGCCUGAUGAAGAUUUGAAAAGCAGCAUUGCAAUUGACUUGUUUUUAGUGCAUCAUCUGUAAACUCCAUGUAUAAACCAUUGGAUGAAAUGGAUAGUUCUCCAGUCAAGACGAACGGGUCACCCCUGACUGAAAACACGGACACCGAAUUGGACCCAUCAGGCCAGUAUGCCAACAACAGUAACAACGUGACUGCAGAUGCAGAAGUUCCAUUGCCGAACACGGCAAGCAACGACGAGAGCAAAGAAAUGAAAACCGUGAACGGGUACGGCAAGCUGUCAGAUCAUGACGAAGAUGAGGAAGCGGAGAAGGUGGAGUUGGAAGAACUGGAAGCAGAAGUGGAGUGUGGCUGGCGCGGAUUGCGGCCGCGCUUCCUGCAGUGCUUUAACAAGCCCCCCGGCAUCUUACUGUUCCUGUGCCUGUUUGCGGUGACGCAGGGAAUGACCGUCAACGGUUUCGUCUACGUAGUCACCACGACGCUAGAGCGUCGCUUCAACCUCCCCAGCGUGCGUAGUGGUUCCAUCUCCAGCUCGUACGAUUUCUCCGUCAUGAUCGUCAUCACCUUCGUGACCUAUCUCGGUGACCGUGGACACAAGCCCCUCUGGCUAGGUGCCGGGGCCCUGUUGUUUGCCCUGGGCUCCUACACCUUCACUCUACCUCACUUCCUAACACCGUUCUACGACUUUCGCGCGUCAGACUUUGAGCUGUGCCAGCUUGACCGUAACAUCACAGACGCGUGCUCUGUAGAGGGUUCCGGGAGCGCCCUCGCCAAUUUUUUCUGGUUGUUUGUGUUCGCGCAGUUUCUGCAUGGACUUGGUGCGGCACCGCUGUACACGCUAGGUGUCACAUACAUUGAUGAGAAUGUUCAACCAAAGAUGACAUCCCUGUACAUUGGAAUCUUCAAUGCUGCCUCUCUUCUAGGCCCUGCUAUUGGUUACCUGCUAGGAGGUGCUUUACUCUCCAUCUAUACAGACAUCAGGGUGGACUCCAGCAGCUUGGGUAUAGACCCUGACAGCCCUCUUUGGAUCGGGGCAUGGUGGGUAGGCUUCCUCAUCAGUGGCACGUUGGCGUUAUCCAUCGUUCUACCGUUCCUAGGAUUCCCUAAAGCUCUGCCAGGUCAGAAGAAGCUCGCCAAGCUUCGCGUCUCUGAGUGCCAUGGCGGUCAUGACUUCUCAGCCCGGACGGGAUUCGGCAACAGCCUGCGGGAUUUCCCCCGUGCCGUCUUAGUCCUGAUUAAGAACCUACCCUUCAUGUUCAUCACUGCCUCGGCCUGCACCGAGUGGUUCAUCCUGUCUAGUUUUGCCGUCUUUGCUCCCAAGUUCCUGGAGUCACAGUUUAAUCUGACAUCAGGAUGGGCAUCCAUUGUUGUUGGCCUGACGGUAAUUCCGGCGGCUGUCUUUGGCUCCGUGAUCGGCGGCUGGGUGGUCAAACAUUUCAACUUGAUGUUCAAAGGAAUGAUCAAGUUCUGCCUGGCUAUGCUCAUUGUCUCUCUAUUCAUGAUUGGAUCGUUUCUCAUCAGCUGUCCAAAUCCAGACUUUGCUGGGGUGACUGUAGAUUACGAUAACAAUCGGUUUUACGAUGAAAGAGGAACAAACCUUUCAUCCACCUGUAACUCUGGCUGCCACUGCGCCGAUACCUUUGAACCGAUCUGUGGAGUAGAUAACGUCAUGUAUUACUCGCCCUGCCAUGCUGGAUGUGAGAUGUCUGAUGUCAAUCCAUCCAGCGGUAUCAAGUCCUACCACAAUUGUAGCUGCAUCACCGUCCCAGACAGCGUCAACGAUGGCGAUCCCAUUGCCGUCUCCGGCAAAUGCACCAGCAGUUGCCAAUGGCAACCAUUGUUCCUGGCUCUGCUCUUCCUAUUGGAGUUCUUCACCAUUUUGGCUGUCGUCCCGGCAACCACAGCCACACUUAGAUGUGUUCCUCAUUCUCAGCGCUCGUUUGCUCUGGGUCUUCAGUCGCUGUUUUACAGAGCAUUGGGUACGGUGCCAGGCCCCGUCAUUUUCGGCGCCAUUAUCGACCAUGCCUGCUUGCUCUGGGAGUACGACUGCGAUGGCUCGGGCACCUGCUGGCUCUACAGCAACGCCAACUUCAGCCGCUUCACGUUAAUCCUCUCCGGCUGUCUCAAGAUUGGUUCCAUUUCCUUUUUCCUAGCAGCGCUGUUCUCCUACAAACCGCCGACCAAGACCGUUGAGACUGGUUCUCCGGCGACCCGGCCAAGUCAGGAGGCCGGCACGGAGCUCCAAGAUGUUAAUGAACCUGUUUCUCUAGAAAGAAAAUGGCUUCUGAGUCGAUAAAGAAGGCAAGAUGGUCAAACGUGCAGCUUCUUGACUGUCACACUUGGGCCAAUAUGUUUUCCUGAUGACCAUGUGACUGAAAUUUGAAGAAAAAUCACUGCAAGUGUUCAGCCAUUUGUGAAGUGAUGUCAAAAUUAAGCAGAACUUGCCAGAGCUUCUCUAAAGUAAUUUUGGAUUUGUUGUCACGAUUAGUCUGAUUUUUACAUCCAGCUUAACAUUUUAGAAAUGAGUAUGGACAUUAAUUUGUGAAAGUUGAUAGCAUUAGCUGUUCAUAUGGAAAAUUCUAUUUGAAAUUGUCAAAACUUUUAAAUAAGGCAUUUUCUGAAGAAACCAAAACACUUUUGUACAAAUUCUUUUAAAAAUGUAUUGAAUUUAAUGUUUAUUUUAGUUUUUCUUAUUAUUAGUUUUUCUUAUUAUUUGAUCAAGUACAAAUAAACUUGUUAAUUUAUAUUAUGUAACCUAAAAAGAUUUGAUACACAGAGUUAUUUUUGUGGUUCAAGUUAAACCAUUAUGUAAGCCAGAAAUGUAUUCCCUAUUUUGAACGUUUUUUUUAACAAGCAAACACUAACACCGGUACCUUACUAUAGCUUCUGUAAUAUUAAAUUAUAUACAAUGUAACUCUUUUGAAAUAUAAUAUUUCUUGCCUAUAUAUUCCCACAACAUAUCUAACAUGGAUUUUGUUUCUUCAACUUUAAGUGAGUUAACAUUUAGGCAUUCCAAUUUCCUUACGCUCUCAGGGUAUAGAGGAUAUACAUGUGUAUAUAUCAUGCAAGAGUAUUCAACUAUGGGGUGAGUCAAAAAGAAAGAGACCUGGAUUAAUCCCCUUAAAAAGCAAGCAAAUUUGAUAAACUAAUGAAGCAUGUCUAAAAACAAGCAGUCUUCCACGCAUGUGAAAAAAAGACUUCAUUGAUCCAUGCUUUGAUCCAUCUUUGUUGUGUGUGUUUUUUGAAAAGAAAAAAAAGCUGAUUUUCUAAUUCAGUCACUCUUUCUUUUUCUUUUGUGACUCGCCCUCUACUAUAUAAAAGUAUAAUGCAGUGCAUUAAUAAACAAAGAAAAUCUCAUUCUUAUUUUGAACUACAUGUAUAUGUGUCCACGGCCGGCCACGGGCUAAGCAUUAUUAUAUUGCAGUGCAAGUUGGUAGCGGUGCUUGUAUAUGAAACUAUUUUCCGAGCAGAUGCUAUAUUAUCAGGAACUAUUUUCAUGGUGCUCAAUAUUUCUUAGCAAGAACUCGGUUACCAACCAAAAUGUCAUGCAGUGUGUUAUGCUUCUUACUGGUGUUCAUCUGAUUUAUGCUCAUUGAAUAAAUCUGCCAGGCAAUAUUUUGCUCUCUAUAACAUUGGGCCCUGGUCAAUAAUGACCUAUUGAUAUAGCUACUAGUAUAUUUUGUCAUGUAAUAUUUUUUUCUUUCUAAUGUUUUUUUUUUGGUAUUUGCUGUUUUCUUCUGUGGAAUUUGUAAUUUGGGUUCCUCCUGAUUUGUGGAAUUUGUAAUUUGGGUUCCUCCUGAUGCACAUGUGUAAAAAAAAAAAAAAACAUUGCCGUGAUGUUAGGAAUUUCUGUUAUUGUGAAAUAUUUGUAAUCAGAUGUUGUAAAUAUAUCUUUGAAUAAAACUGUUUGAAUUAAUAUUGAAACGUAA